Molecule: messenger RNA, 420 nt
Organism: Balearica regulorum gibbericeps (East African grey crowned-crane)
Lineage: Eukaryota; Metazoa; Chordata; Aves; Gruiformes; Gruidae
Source: RefSeq, a predicted model, not a curated record
AUGCCUGCAGCCGUGCUGCUUCAGGAGAAGCUGUCGGCCCCAGAGAGCUGCUCGCAGCUGGGGAAGAUGACUUCGGCCGAGAAACUGCCAUCAAAUCCGAACACUGAGCAAAACCAGUCUCCUCACCUGCCUCUCUGCGCAAAUCCUGGCAAUCCGGUGUUUUCCUGUAUGCUGGACCCCAAAACACUCAUGAUCAAUGGUUCUUUGACAAAGCCCCAGGUUUUACUGUUUAAAACAACGUCAAGUGAAUACGGUGCUAUACCACCUGUCUCACAGAUGGUACCCUGCACUUAUCAUCCAGUGGAUCAAACCUUUUCAAAUCACUUACUCACUUGUGGGUCAUUUCAAGAUAGUUCUUUAAACACUACCAUUGACAGAAGUAGGGUAUAUGACUACCCCAAUUUACAGCAUACUCUGUAA